UUGAGAAAACAUAUUGCUACUGUGAUGCAGAUCCUCAACCUAUCCAAACACGAGAAAAAACAAUUUUCAAAUUUCAUGGGACACACCGAGAAAACCCACGAAGAAUUUUACGAACUACCUGUGGAUAUAUAUCAAACAGCAAAAGUAUCUAAAAUACUGUUAAUGAUGGAUAAGGGUACUCUUCCAGCAGAGUAUAAAGGAAAGUCCCUGUCUGAAAUAAACUUGAAUGUUGAUGCAGAACUAGUUGAGGAGAACGAGGUUGAAGAGCUUGAUUCAACCACGAAAUAUGCUUCGGUAUCUUCAGCUUUUCGCGGAGGUUUCAAAAAUCAAUCACAAGAAACAAUGAAGACGAACAAAAAUCACAGUGAUGAUGGAGUUGAUAAGAUGGAGGAAGACGGUAUAAUAUUGAAACGAAGUGAACAUAAGAAAGGAGAUGUAGAGAAGAGUCAUGAUGGAGAGUUAAGGAGUACUGCUUGCAGGAAAGCUUGGACAGAUGAGGAAAUUGAAGUACUCAAACGAGAAUUUGGUGACUAUAUCAAGAAAAAUAUAUAUCCAUCAGGGGCAGAAAUAAAAGAAUUUAUGGAAAAAUGGCGACUGAACAGAAGCGUAAAAAUAAUCAAAUCCAAAAUUCAACAUCUAAUUAAAUUGAGCAACAAAGUUUAUUAAUUACUCCUUGUAUCCAUAGGUCAAGAAUAUGACAGGAUUUAUGUUAUUUCUGCAAUAAAUAUUUGAAACAAU
Messenger RNA from Coccinella septempunctata (seven-spotted ladybird), 738 nucleotides. RefSeq lists its product as uncharacterized. The transcript is spliced from 7 exons. The record is from RefSeq and is a predicted model, not a curated record. NCBI's taxonomy places the organism in Eukaryota, Metazoa, Arthropoda, Insecta, Coleoptera, Coccinellidae. The coding region runs from base 25 to 666 and encodes 213 amino acids.